CGCUUUUGUUUUGUGCAGGACGGAAGUAGUACUGUGCCUCUUCAGUGUGGUCGCGUAGAUGGUCUCUGGUACCAGUGCGUAGCAAGACGCUUUGUGCGGAUCCGAGGAUCACACCGCCAAGAUGUCUCGGGGUUCUAUCGAAAUCCCGCUUCGGGACACGGACGAGGUCAUCGAGCUUGACUUCGACCAGCUUCCCGAAGGAGACGAGGUCAUCAGCAUCCUAAAGCAGGAGCACACGCAGCUUCACAUAUGGAUUGCCUUGGCGUUGGAGUACUACAAGCAAGGGAAGACGGAGGACUUCGUAAAGCUCCUCGAAGCGGCCCGCAUCGAUGGAAACCUGGAUUACAGGGACCAUGAAAAGGACCAGAUGACCUGUUUGGACACCCUUGCAGCCUACUAUGUACAACAGGCUCGCAAGGAGAAGAACAAGGAUGCCAAGAAGGAGCUGAUCACGCAGGCCACCUUGCUGUACACCAUGGCGGACAAAAUCAUAAUGUACGAUCAGAACCACCUGCUGGGUCGAGCCUGCUUCUGUCUGCUGGAGGGGGAUAAGAUGGACCAGGCUGAUGCGCAGUUCCACUUCGUUCUCAAUCAGUCCACGAAUAACAUCCCUGCACUUCUUGGUAAGGCCUGUAUCUCCUUUAACAAGAAAGAUUACAGAGGAGCUCUGGCCUAUUACAAAAAAGCACUUCGCACAAACCCAGGGUGUCCCGCGGAGGUGCGACUGGGCAUGGGUCACUGCUUCGUGAAGCUGAACAAACUGGAGAAGGCUCGGCUUGCGUUCGGCCGCGCCCUGGAGCUCAAUUCCAAGUGUGUGGGAGCCCUGGUGGGACUGGCUGUGCUGGAGCUCAAUAACAAGGAGGCUGACUCAAUCAAGAAGGGUGUGCAACUGCUGUCCCGUGCUUACACCAUAGACCCGAGCAACCCCAUGGUGCUCAACCACCUGGCCAAUCACUUCUUCUUCAAAAAGGAUUACAGCAAAGUGCAGCACCUGGCACUUCAUGCUUUCCACAACACGGAGGUGGAGGCCAUGCAGGCGGAGAGCUGCUACCAGCUGGCUCGCUCCUUUCACGUUCAGGAGGAUUAUGACCAGGCCUUCCAGUACUACUAUCAAGCGACCCAGUUCGCCUCCUCUACCUUUGUGCUGCCCUUCUUUGGUCUGGGGCAGAUGUAUGUGUACCGCAGGGACAAGGAGAAUGCAGCGCAGUGCUUUGAGAAGGUUCUCAAAGCCUACCCUAACAACUACGAGACAAUGAAGAUCCUUGGUUCUUUGUAUGCUACCUUGGAUGAUCAAGAGAAGAGGGAUGUGGCCAAGGGCCACCUGAAGAAGGUAACUGAGCAGUACCCUGAUGACGUGGAGGCUUGGAUUGAGUUGGCUCAAAUUCUGGAACAGACAGACAUCCAGGGGGCGCUGUCUGCAUAUGGGACAGCCACUCGCAUAUUGCAGGAGAAAGUCCAGGCUGAUGUUCCCCCCGAGAUUCUUAACAACUUGGGGGCUCUGCACUUCAGAUUGGGCAACCUGGGUGAAGCCAAGAAAUAUUUCCUGGCCUCCCUGGAACGGGCAAAAGCUGAGGGCGAGCAUGACGAGCACUACUACAACGCCAUCUCCGUCACCACCUCCUACAACUUGGCCCGGCUCUACGAGGCCAUGUGCGAGUUCCACCAGGCCGAGAAGCUCUACAAAAACAUUCUGCGCGAGCACCCCAACUACGUCGACUGUUACCUGCGCCUCGGGGCUAUGGCUCGCGACAAGGGCAACUUCUACGAAGCUUCCGACUGGUUCAAGGAGGCCCUGCAGAUCAACCAGGACCACCCAGAUGCCUGGUCCCUUAUUGGGAACCUCCACCUGGCAAAGCAGGAGUGGGGUCCGGGCCAGAAGAAGUUUGAACGUAUCCUGAAACAGCAAUCGACGCAGAACGACACGUAUUCCAUGUUGGCGCUGGGAAAUGUUUGGCUGCAGACGUUGCACCAGCCCACCAGGGACCGUGAGAAGGAAAAGCGGCACCAAGAUCGGGCCCUGGCAAUCUACAAGCAGGUCCUACGCAAUGACUCGAAGAACCUCUACGCUGCCAACGGCAUCGGUGCCGUCCUGGCUCACAAGGGCUACUUCCGCGAAGCCCGGGAUGUCUUCGCCCAGGUGAGGGAGGCGACGGCGGAGAUCAGCGACGUCUGGCUUAACCUGGCGCACAUCUACGUGGAGCAGAAGCAGUACAUCAGUGCGGUGCAGAUGUAUGAGAACUGCCUGAAGAAGUUCUUUAAGCACCAGAACACGGAGGUGCUCCUCUACUUGGCCCGGGCCCUUUUUAAGUGUGGGAAGCUGCAGGAGUGCAAGCAGACCUUGCUGAAGGCCCGACACGUGGCCCCUAACGACACAGUACUGAUGUUCAACGUGGCGCUGGUGCUGCAGAGGCUGGCCACGCUGGUGCUGAAGGAUGAGAAGAGCAACCUGAAAGCUGUGCUGAGUGCGGUCAAGGAGCUGGAGCUGGCCCACAGAUACUUCAGCUACCUGAGCAAAGCGGGAGACAAGAUGAGGUUCGACCUGGCUCUAGCUUCCACAGAGGCUCGGCAGUGCUCGGAUCUGCUGAGCCAGGCGCAGUAUCAUGUGGCUCGGGCCCGGAAGCAGGAUGAGGAGGAGAAGGAGCUCCGUGCCAAGCAGGAGCAGGAGAGGGACCUCCUGCGGCAGCAGCUGAUGAAGGAGCAGGAGGAGAAGCGCAACAGGGAGGCUGAGGAACAGAAGAAGCUGCUGGAGCAGAGGGCCCAGUAUGUGGAGAAGACCAAGAACCUCCUAACAUUCUCCGAGGGCAUGAAGGAGCCAUCCAAGGAGAAGAAGAAAAGCAGUUCUGGAAGGCGCAAGAAGGGGGGCGACAUGGAUGACUUUGUCAACGACGACUCCGACGAAGACUUGCCCAUGAAGAAGAAGAAGAGGAGGAAGGGCGGAAGCGGGAGUGAGCAGGAAGUGGAGGACGAGGAGGGUGAGAGGAAGCCACGCAAGAAGAGGAGAAGAUCUGUGAAGGGAGGCGACGAAGGCAGUGAGGAUGAUGAACAGGCAUCCCAGUCCAAGAAGCCACGCAAGGCCAGGGAACGAAAGCGAAUUGAGAAGGUUAAGCCAGAGAGGAUGCCACAGUCUCUCAAAGGGAAGAUCAAAUCCAAGGCCAUCAUCUCGUCCUCGGAUUCCUCCUCCGAUGAGGAUGGCCUGAAAAUCGCUGAGGACAGGAUCCCCCGGGACAGCGGCUCCGGCUCUGAAGAGGAGUCGUCGCACAGGAAGCGCAUCGCGUCGGACAGCGAGUCGGACGGAGGGCGGGAUGGUGGCAGUGGCAGCGAGGCCGGGAGCCCACGGGAGAUGGCCGACUCUGAGGACGACUCGGGCAGCGACAGGCCGGUGAAUCGGAAGCGGCUGCAGCCACAGUCCGACUCAGAGCAGUCUGACAAUGAGAGCAAGAGGAGCCGCUCAGAGGCCUCCGGGGAGGACUCGCGGCCCAACUCGCCUGUCGCGGACUCGGACAGGGGCUCGGACAGGGGCUCGGACAACGAGGGCUCGCCACGUAGAUCUGACAAUGAAUCUGAACCAGAGCACUCCAACAACGAGGCGUCCAAUCCGGGCUCCGACGACGACAGUGACUGAGGGCCGGACGUAUUCUCCUCACCCCUCACAUAAAGAGAACCUUUCGACAGUAACCCAUUUUUUUUUUUUUUUUUGCAUUAUUCUACUGAAAUAAUCACGUGAAACAAGGUGAUGUGCCACAUUUGGAGUUCUGAUAACGUUUCUGUUUAAAUUGUACGUCGAGCUCCAAUCUCACCUCAUUCUUUCUAGAUUUCUUUUGUAGUUUUUUUUUUUGUUGUUAAUGAGUUAUGGGCGUCGGACCUGUGUUGUGUAUAUUAAAAGCUACACCCAAUUAAGAUGCCAAAUUCUUUUCAGAACUUUUAGAACAAUAUGAACUGUUAUGUAGGCAAUAAAAAUGGAUAAAUGAACCAUU
This is a messenger RNA of Brienomyrus brachyistius, 3974 nucleotides long. RefSeq names its product CTR9 homolog, Paf1/RNA polymerase II complex component (gene ctr9). Gene Ontology annotation, biological process: regulation of DNA-templated transcription; RNA processing. The record is from RefSeq and is a predicted model, not a curated record. Gene Ontology annotation, molecular function: RNA polymerase II complex binding. Lineage: Eukaryota; Metazoa; Chordata; Actinopteri; Osteoglossiformes; Mormyridae. The transcript is spliced from 24 exons. The coding region runs from base 122 to 3622 and encodes 1166 amino acids. Gene Ontology annotation, cellular component: Cdc73/Paf1 complex.